This is a messenger RNA of Anguilla anguilla (European eel), 1428 nucleotides long. RefSeq names its product carboxypeptidase A2-like. Gene Ontology annotation, molecular function: zinc ion binding; metallocarboxypeptidase activity. The record is from RefSeq and is a predicted model, not a curated record. NCBI's taxonomy places the organism in Eukaryota, Metazoa, Chordata, Actinopteri, Anguilliformes, Anguillidae. The coding region runs from base 92 to 1351 and encodes 419 amino acids. The transcript is spliced from 11 exons. Gene Ontology annotation, biological process: proteolysis.
GAAUGUGACACAUGUCGGGGGCAAUAUAAAUGAAGCAGAACGCACAGAAUGAGCACGUUCCAGGCGACGGUGGCUUCUCUCCCCCAUCAGAAUGAAGGGAAUUCUCGUUUUCUUUGCUUUCCUUGUGGCAGGUAACUGCCGGCAGCUCUUUGUAGGAGACCAGGUUCUGAGGGUCGCCGUGGAAACAGAGGACCAGCUUCGCCUUCUGGCCUCCCUGGAGGAAGAUGAGAUCUUGCAGCUCGACUUCUGGCUUCACCCCGUCUCCUCUGAUCUUCCGGUGGACAUCCGAGUGCCUUUCGCCAGCCUGCAAACUGUCAAAGUUUUCCUGGAAUCAAACGACAUCCCGUACACUGUCAUGAUCAAAGACGUGCAGGAUCUUUUGGACGAGGAGGAGGCCGAGAUGGAGGCGGACAGCGUGCGGGAGCGCGGCUCCAAGAGCUUCAACUUCGCGGCCUACCACACUCUGGAGACAAUUUACCAGUGGAUGGACACCCUGGUUGCUGACCACCCCAGCCUGGUCACCAAACUACAGAUCGGUUCCUCUUAUGAGAACCGCCCCAUGUAUGUUCUCAAGUUCAGUACCGGUGGUGACAAUCGUCCAGCUAUCUGGAUCGACGCUGGGAUCCACUCCAGAGAGUGGGUCUCUCAGGCCACUGGGGUGUGGACUGCCAACAAGAUUGCCACGGACUAUGGUCGGGACACGUCCCUCACGUCACUCCUGAACAAAAUGGACGUCUUCCUGAUGAUCGUGACCAACCCUGACGGCUACGUCUUCACCCACACCAGUAACCGCAUGUGGCGCAAGACCCGGUCCAGGCUGCCCGGGACCACAUGCGUGGGCGUGGACCCCAACAGGAACUGGGACGCCGGCUUCGGUGGCCCCGGGGCCAGCCGGAACCCCUGCUCCGACUCCUACCACGGCCCCUCCCCCCACUCGGAGGUGGAGGUGGAGAACGUGGUGAACUUCGUCCAGAGCCACGGCAACUUCAAGUCCUUCAUCUCCAUCCACGCCUACUCCCAGCUCCUCAUGUACCCCUACGGGUACUCCUGCAACGACGUCCCCGACGCCCCCGAACUGGAUUCGGUCGGCAGGUCGGCUGUCAAGGCUCUCAGUGCCCUCUUUGGAACCAGCUACAAGGUGGGGAGCAUCUGCAAGAUCAUCUAUCAAGCGAGCGGGGGCAGCAUUGAUUGGUCCUACAACCUUGGCAUCAAGUACUCCUUCGCUUUCGAACUCCGUGACACGGGUCGCUAUGGUUUCCUGUUGCCAGCCAAUCAGAUUGUCCCCACCGCCUCCGAGACCUGGCUGGCCCUGAAGAACAUCAUGGAGUAUGUUCGUGAUCACCCUUACUGAGCGUGACCCCCACCGCGUGAAUCUCCACCUGCACAGUACUUACACACUCUCUGAAUAAAAUCUUGGAGGAAGAAUGA